AUGGUCACCAAGGCACACCCUUGGGUGUUGCCAAACAUAUUGUCUUUUUACGCAUUGCCCUUAUCUACGAUUGUAAAUAUAGGACUAACCAACGGCAUCUACUGCCAGGAUCUCUUCAUUGCCUACAAUGUCUACCAGGCAUACCAGAUGAAGCUACAACAGAAAACUAUGGACAAGCAGGUAGAGCUGUAUAAGCAUACGCUGCUACAUAGGCAAGCUGUUAAAGAAAAAAAUAAAGGGGUUAAAAAGGUGGUAGGAAUUAAAAUCGUUAGGCCUCUCUCGGAAAGUAUGUAUCAUACUGACCUAAUCUCUACUAUUUGGCUAGGAGUGAUUCCUUUUCAAUACCCCUUGGUGAAUAAGAAGUUACAACUACCCAAGGAAAGGAUUAAUAGACGGCGCCAUUUUGUGUUGCAGUUUAAAAACGAUAAAGGCGAGUGGGUCAAGCUGUCAAACUUUGUAUUGGUGGAUUUUUAUAUCUACACAAUGUCCACAUUCAACCAAAUUGAUGCACAAAGGUCACAACUAAAAACUAUGGCUUUGGAACAUAAAUUCGUGGUGAUUAGAGUUUGUAAACGUGAUGAUGAUACCUUUUGUCCUGAAAAUACCUUCUCUUCACAAGUUUUAAUCGAUAUAGCGAAUAGGAAAGCUUCGUUCCUCGUGAAUGUGGGAUCCAAAUCCUACCCAUACGGGUUAUCUCAUACGACAAACGAUAUUGUGAAUUUAUGCCCAAAUGGUGAACCCCCGGAUAAAAGUGUCAUUGACGAUAUGGUCAAGAUUUACGUCCCAUUGGUGAAUAGGGAUAUCCUAACACCCAUGCGCAAAGAUCAAUCGUAUUUACCUCUGGAAAAUGUAAUCACCGAUGUCCAAUACCCCCCGAUGAUCAUAUUCUCCACGGCAAUCGUUAUCCUGGCAAAUACUAUAGCCCGUAAAAUGGGCUGCGUUAAAUAG
Babesia microti strain RI is the source of this 948-nucleotide messenger RNA. RefSeq names its product GPI not valid. The record is from RefSeq and is a predicted model, not a curated record. The transcript is spliced from 3 exons. NCBI's taxonomy places the organism in Eukaryota, Apicomplexa, Aconoidasida, Piroplasmida, Babesiidae. Bases 1 to 948 code for a protein of 315 amino acids.